ACCGCCAGCAGGUUGGGUUGCACGGAGCGGCGGCGGCUGCGGUGCGGGGUUUGCUCGAAGCGCAGUUAGAGGCGUGGCGUGUGAGGCAUAUGUGUUCUGCCCAGGGAGGGAACUACUCCAGGCCAGCAAGAAUGUUUCUUACAUCCAAAGAUGCCAACUCCAUCCUGAAGCGGUUUCCAAGAGCAAAUGGUUUUCUAGAAGAGAUUCGGCAAGGCAGUAUUGAACGGGAAUGUAGAGAGGAGAUUUGUGUCUAUGAAGAGGCAAAAGAAGUGUUUGAGGAUAAAGAGAAAACGAUGGAAUUCUGGAAGGAAUAUAAUAAAAAUCCGUACACAACUCCAAGCAACAAUUCUGGUCUCCGUGUAGAGCGCACUGAUGCAAUCUAUGUUGUCGUCCCUCUCCUGGGUGUAGCACUGUUAAUUGUUAUUGCACUCUUUGUGAUCUGGAGAUGCCAGCUGCAAAAAGCAACUCGACGCCGGCCAACGUACUCUCAGAGUAGGUACCUGACAAGCCGCACAACACGAAGUCUCCCUCGCGUUCUUGUGCAUCGGGAGACGCCACAUGCUCAGACAGACCCAUCUCAUCAUGAGCAUCAGAGUACCAGGCUCACUUCAGACCCUAGUGAGCCCAGUGGGCAGCCAUCAAAUAGAAAUCUGUAUGCGCAGGAACAAUCUGCGUCUGUGUCUUCGAGACUGUCCAAUGCAACCCCGCCACCUUCGUAUGAAGAGGUUACUGGACAUGUUGAAAGCAGUGGGGAGGAGACAACUACGCCAUACAGUGAUCCACCACCAAAAUAUGAAGAGAUUGUUGGAGUACAUCCGGCUGUAUCACGGCAGAAUAUCAUAAACAAAUAACUGGCUGGUGAUCUAAUGGAAAUGACUGAUUCAGUGAUGGUAGCAUGCUGAAGUAAGAGACCUCCUGCUUUGAGACAACUGUCUACCUUUUACUACUUGGGUAAAAUUUACUUCCAGAACACACAUGUUCAGGUGGCCCAUUGAAUUUGAGUAAAGCAGAGGCAUAGUACAAUGAGGUCGGUAAAGCUCUGAAUAAAAUUGGAUUAUACUGCAUCAUUCUAGUUGAAUACCUUGCAGAGACUAUUCCAGUUUAUUAUGUAGGGUAAAGAAGGUGUUUAACCUGCUGUAUGUGAAAAUACACAACUAAAGCUAAAUUCAAAGUAGUUGGAAUCAGUAGUGUAACUAUUUGUUACCACUGUGGUGGUAAAUAACAAAUUGAUAUACGAUGUAUGUGAUCCUAUUUCUUUGUUAAUUCAGUACCACUGCCAGUUAUGUCACAUUUUCAUUUUUACUCAAAGGCUUCUACCCAAGCAUGAAGAGUAAAAGAUGUAGGAUUCCUAAAAGAUGCAGUGGCCUUGCUUAGUACUUGUUUGGGAUUUGCAAUGUAAUUUUUUAAAAAAGCACAGAAGAGAAGGUAUGCCUUGUAAGCAGACUACUGCCUCCUCAGUUUGUACUUGAAAUAAAUUUCAGGGAAUGGGACAAAAGCUCCCAUAUCUGGCAUUUCUAAAACUUGUUGCUGCCAUCAGAUUAUGUGGUACCAGAACCACCCCACCCCCACAACCCUCCCAAUAUCAGAUCAGGGGGAAUUUUCUCUCUGAUCAGCUAUGUUUUGAAGUUCAGGAAAAAAAAAUAUGGGAGCUGUUUGAAAGCUCUCAACUUGGUUUUUAGCGUGAUUAGCGAUUUAUCAAUUUGGCAGGUACAAUGUGCAUGAUUGAUGUGCUGUUUGAAAAGUAAUUUACUAGUGAAUUGGAUGUCUAAAGAAAUUUUAUUUUUUUUAUUGAAAGAGUAAACCAUUUCAAAUUUCUUUAGGCUGCAUUUUCAUUGAACUAAAAAACUGAAAGUGCAAGUGUCUGCUUAUUAAGUUGUAAUUGGAACAGUUGAUUGCAUGUUUGGAAGAGGUGAUAUUGAUUUUCUACACCUGUUCUGUACAAUAUUUUGUUGCUGGAAAUAAUAGAAACAAAGUCAAUCUUUACUGAGGUGAUGCCCAAUUUUUCCAUAAAUUAUUAUACAGGAAUUCUAAUCUUUUUUUAGCUCAUGAAAGGGUUGACAGUUCUCAUAUAUGGACCAGUGAUAUUUGUUAGUUUGGUCUAAUGGAUUAUGUUUGAAGGGUUAUUAAUCUGUUUUGCCAAUUGCAUUACGAUUUUUGACAUAAGGUCACUUACCCAGAUUUUAAUCAAUGGAAGGGUUAUCUGUAAUUUAGGAUAAUGAUUACUUUUCCUUUGAUAUGUAUUAUUGAAACUUUGAAAAGGUUCUUGCCACCCAAGGUUCAUGUUCUGUGUUUUCUUUCGCCCUACAAUGCUGUUCUUGAUGUUGUUCAACUACUGAUGAUCACAGAUUGAGUUUCUGAGCAUCUUAUUAAUGAAAUGUAUCGAAUUUUUGGAUUGUAUUCAAAUUGGAAGUUUCAGCACCAAUAGCAAAAACACAGUAAUUUACAUUUAAAUUAAAAUUUAUAUCUUUGAAUCCCUUCACAGCACGGCCACCCUUCUCCAUAGCGGCUACUUUUUUUUUUUUUUUUGGACACUACAAGAUCCUGCACUUUUUCUGGCUUGAAUUUGUUAUCCUGUGCGUUCACCUGCUUGCCCUCACUCUCUUUCAAGCAUCUGACUGCAUCUUUACUCAUCUAGAUUACAUACUUUGGAAUUUUGACUUUUCGCUUCAUGUUAUUCCUUGCUUUCUUAGAGAUGGAUUUUAGGGCAAUUCUAAAGGUUGUAAGUAGGGAUGAUUGCAAAACAUUGAGUCUUAGUCAUACAGCUGGGAAAAAAACAGACUAUUAGGCCUACUACUAGUUAGCCUAUCUUUAUUAAUCCCAUUUUUCAGCACACAUCCUUCUAUGCCUAGAUAAUUUAAAUGCUCAAUUAGACACUUAAAUGCUGUCAUUGUCUCUGCUUCCAACACUAGACAUUUGUAACAGCAAAUGAGUGGACAUUCACACAAAUGGGUUAAUUGGCACUAGCAUGCCACAAUAUAAGGUAAUGACCAUCUCCAACAAAAGAAAAUCCAUUCUUGCCAGGCAAAACAUUUUCAUUGUUGCAUCUUCAAGCAGAAUCGCAACAGGAUUAACUGCAUAAAUACUGUGCCUAUGAGAGCAGAUCAGAGGCUGGGUAUCUUGCAGUCUUUGCCUUACCCCCUGACAUCCCAAAGUCUUUCCACAAUCUACAAGGCACAAAUCAAAUUGGAAUACUCUGCCUGUCCAGUGCAGUUCCAACAACAAAUGUGACACCAUGCAGGAUAAAGCAGUCUGCUUUGUUCCUCAUCCACUAUUCCAAACAUUCAUUGCCUCCAUUGGUGGCACAUAAUGAUUAAGGUGAGUACCAUCUACAAAAUGCACUGUAGUAUCUAACCUACACUAUUCUGACAGUACCUCCCAAACCCAUGAUCUCUACCAGAAAAAGAGGUAAAGACAACAGUGCAUGGAACACCACUAACUGAAUGUUCCCCUCCAAGUCAUGCUGCAUCUUGAGACCAAUUAACAAUUGGAACUAUAUCACUGUUUCUGCUCAAUGUUGCUGGAACUCUUUUUCAGUAGCAGUCAGUGUAUCUUCAUCAGAAGGACACAGCAGGUGCUAAUCACCAUCUUUUGAAGAGCAAUUAUUGAUUGGCAAUAAAUACUGCAUUGUCUGUUAUAUGCAAUUCAUGAAAAACGAAUAAGUAAAA
Molecule: messenger RNA, 3665 nt
Organism: Amblyraja radiata (thorny skate)
Lineage: Eukaryota; Metazoa; Chordata; Chondrichthyes; Rajiformes; Rajidae
Gene: prrg3
Product: proline rich and Gla domain 3
Exons: 4
Coding region: 90-851 (253 amino acids)
Cellular component (GO): extracellular region
Molecular function (GO): calcium ion binding
Source: RefSeq, a predicted model, not a curated record